GAUACGAACUUAAAAAAAGAGGAAUGUCUCUUCCUCUCACGAUAUAAUAAUCCAUCUUCCGCCAAAAUUUCAUCUUUGACGGCAUGGCAGCCCCGCAAGACGAUAAUCGGCUACAAUUUCUUGAAGAAUUCAGAAAGAAGUGUGCAAAAGGGCUAUAUCUAACCCGGAAGUUCCAAUCCCUGGCCGGUCUAAACAAGUGGGUCGAGACGGAAUAUUCCGAUCGCAAUACAGAUUUUUUAGGUGUCAGGAGAUCGACUACCUUGUGCUGCUCCAAUAACGAAACUGACAAGGAGGUUUAUAGAUCAAUGGGGAGAAAUGUAGUGGUUCUCUUUAAGGAUCAAUUCAAGCUUCCGGCAGAAAUUAAUAAGAAAUUUCAACCUGUGUUGGAAGGCACUCCUCCGGAAGUGAUAGAUGCUCAACUUCGAAAGUCUGAACAUGAUGUGUUGGAGAUUGUUAAUCAGGCACGGGACAAGGCUGAUAAAAUCAUAGGAGGACUGCGAAAAGAGGCUGAACAAAGCCUGCAACGCGAUAAGGCCCUUUUGCUUUUGUUGCUCAAUAGGGAGGACUAUUAUGAAAUGAUUGAUUGCUUUUUGCAUGAUGUAAGAACCUAUCGUGCAAGAGAAAUGAAGAAAAUACGCAAAAACCAAAAUCUUCAACGUUCAUCGGCUUUAAAGUUGCAAUAUAUUUCAAAAGGGUUGCCCCUCGAAGUGGUAAAUACGUAUUUCAUUGUAUGUAGUCGAUUAUCUAGCUUGGAGGAUGCAUUUGAUUCGUUAUUCGCCGCAACAUCAAGAAAUAUUCAAAAGCUACAAGAUAAUACUCGAAAGCUUUUGCUAGUUCAGUUGGCAGAAAAAGAUUAUGAGCUUCUUACCUUAAUCGUUAGAGCCGAACUUGAUCUCCGUGGCAAUGUAGAGAAUUUCCGUGAAGAUCGUGAAAACAAAGUGUAUAGUUUAGCAAAUUUUCUCAAAAAUCAUCCCGAAAGUGACAAGGCUAUCAAUACUUCUUUGAGUAGUUAUUUUCAGAAAAAGAUGGUGUCUGCUGAUAAAGAAAAAAGAAAGGUCAAUACAUUUCAUCAAAUCGUAAGAGAACAAGAUAAUAAUUGUCCAGGAAUGGACAUAGCUGAAAAAUAUGUUCUUCUUUUAACAAAGGAGCAUUGUGCGAAGGUGGAUGCAGUUCUACGUCAAAUAGCGUUGUUCGAAAAUGUCCUUCUAGGAGACUAUCUUGUGUGGAAGAAGUGGAAGGACACAGAGUCAAGUUUAAAAUUGCCGGAACUAACUUUCCCUGAUUUUAUUUUAGAGCCUUCAAUAUUGAUGCAACAAUUUAGGGAAUCCGUGCAGAUUGAAUAGCAUGUAGAGUUGGGGCUAGAAGAGGAACUAGAUCUCCACUGAUCAAAGAUUUUCAGCUGCAAGAUUAUUGGACUUUUGCCACAGUGGCUGUUUGACGGUUGUGAUUGUGCUCAUAUGAAAUGCAUGUUGGAAUAUCAUUAGGCUACAUAGUAAUGCACGACAUAAUGAGCCGUUAUAGGUGCACAUUGUCUUGCCAUAGCAUAACUUAUUUAAGUAUGCAAGAUUGGAAUUGUUGGAAACUUGUGUUCGACUUUUUUUUUUUUUUGGAAACACUGUUUUUCUACGAACCUAGAUGCUGUUAAUUUAUAAAAACUGCAAUCUUGAAUAGCAA
Asparagus officinalis (garden asparagus) is the source of this 1674-nucleotide messenger RNA. RefSeq lists its product as uncharacterized. The record is from RefSeq and is a predicted model, not a curated record. The coding region runs from base 84 to 1343 and encodes 419 amino acids. The transcript is spliced from 12 exons. Lineage: Eukaryota; Viridiplantae; Streptophyta; Magnoliopsida; Asparagales; Asparagaceae.